Triticum dicoccoides is the source of this 1093-nucleotide messenger RNA. RefSeq names its product U2 small nuclear ribonucleoprotein A'-like. Gene Ontology annotation, molecular function: U2 snRNA binding. Lineage: Eukaryota; Viridiplantae; Streptophyta; Magnoliopsida; Poales; Poaceae. The transcript has 9 exons. Bases 25 to 1065 code for a protein of 346 amino acids. Gene Ontology annotation, biological process: mRNA splicing, via spliceosome. The record is from RefSeq and is a predicted model, not a curated record.
GCCACCAGACGCCGCGGCGGCGCCAUGGGGAGGCUUAACGCCGACCUGAUUCGGCGGAGCCCCCAGUUUAUCAGCGCCAUGAAGGAGCGCGUCCUCGACCUCCGAGGCAACAAGAUCGGCAUCAUCGAGAACCUCGGUGCCACCGAGGACCAGUUUGACAUGAUUGAUUUGUCGCACAAUGAGAUUGUCAAGCUUGAGAACUUCCCUUUCAUGAAUCGCCUUGGCACUCUGUUAAUCAACAACAAUAGAAUUACAUGUAUCAGUCCGAACCUUGGUGAGCUUUUACCCAAGAUGCAUACUUUGGUGCUGACGAAAAAUCGCCUCACAAGUCUUGCGGAGAUUGACCCCCUGGCCUCUCUUCCAAAGCUGCAAUUUCUCAGCUUACUGGAUAAUACCGUAACUAAGCAACCAGAUUACCGGUUUUAUGUGAUCCACAAGCUGAAGCAUCUGCAUUUGCUGGACAUAGAGAAAGUGAAACAACAGGAGAGAGCUGAAGCAGUGAAAAAGUUCCACCCAAAGGAGGCAGAGGAGGCUACAGAGAAGGUUGCUGUCAAAGCUCGUACUCCAGCAGUGGUGGAUGCUCAAGGUACCACAAAAGAGCAAGGUCUUAAAGUAGUCGCUCCAACGCCUGCACAAAUCACAUCUUUCAAGGCUGCUAUCAUGAACUCUCAGAUGCUUGACGAAGUUACAAGGCUUGAGAAGGCGUUGAGCACUGGCCAAGUUCCUACUGAGUUUGUGCUCCCCAAGCUUGUCACCAAGAUGGCUGAAGUGUCCGAGGAGGCUGAAGCUGCGAAGAUGGAGGCAGAUGGUCAGGACCAAGAGGAUGGGGCUGAUGGGCAGAAGCAAACUGAUGGCACCUCGAUUGAAGAGGAAAUGUUGGGGGUUGGUCUAGACUCCGCCUCUACAGAAAUAUGCCACAUACAAUCAUAUAUAUACAAGAAUUUUCAGCGAGCCGACUUCAAUUUCAUAUUCAGUUGGAGGAAAAGGCCUUUCCGUGGCUUGCAUAUUAUCCCACCACCAAGGAGGCAGGAGCCAGGUAAGUCAUGCACACUAAACAUGCCAUAAUGUGUGUGUCCUUUGUGAUGAUGUGAGU